Messenger RNA from Staurois parvus, 286 nucleotides. Lineage: Eukaryota; Metazoa; Chordata; Amphibia; Anura; Ranidae. The record is from the annotation of a GenBank genome assembly.
UCAGUCAUGUGAUCAGCUGUGUCUAAUCACAGCUGAUCACAGCUACACAGAUCAUCAGAGCACUGAUGAUCAGUGUGCCCUGAUGAUCAGUGUAGCCCCAGCCGUGCCACCUGUCAGUGUCCAUCAGUGCCUUAUGCCAGUGCUCAUCAGUACCACAUCAGUGCCACAUAUCAGUGCCUAUCAGUGCACAUCAACGCCACAUAGUGCCCAUCUGAGCUGCCUUUCAGUGUCACCCAUCAGUGCCAGUCAGUGCCACCUAUCAAUGCCAAUCAGUGCCACCUUUUAG